AUGAAUUCCCGUUUCAUACUACAGAUUGCUCGGUGUGCGCCCACUUUAAGAUCAUCUACCCUCACGAGGUCACCUAUCCGCAACAUCUCUACCUCUACACCUCAAACCUCCAAGUCGUCACCGUGGACCCGCCGUCUGAUUUACGCUGGGAUAUUUGGAGCGCUUGGAGUAUGGAGUGGCUCAAGAGUCGAUUCCUUCUUCUCGACACCUCCAGAGCCAGGGUCAGCGGAGGAUCAGAAGGCAUUGCAAGCAAUCCAGAGGCAAUUCGAUGUCGCUGUUCCAAUCGUGAGAGAACUGCGCCGAAAUCCCGAUUACGUGGAAUCAGGCGUCUACGGGGACUUUGAAGAAGAGAAUAAACGCCACAGGUUGACUUCCGGUCCUUUGGCUGGAAGCAGAGGUCUAGCACUUCAGAGGGUUUUCUCAAAUGAUUCCGAAAAGAAGAUUAUUAGUGUAGUCUACUUCGGCCACGCUGUGGAGGGAUGGCCCACCAUGGUCCAUGGAGGUGCUUUGGGAACUGUCAUCGAUGAGAAUAUGGGACGAACUGCUCUGAGACACUUCCCUGCUCGCACGGGAGUCACUGCAAAUCUUAACAUCAACUACCGCGCUCCCGUUUACUCAGGACAGUUUUACACCUUCCAUACACAGUUGGAUCAGGAUCGGAGCACAGACCUCAAGGGCUAUGUCUCCUGUCAAGUGCGUGACCAGACAGGUCAACUUUGUGUCGAAGCAACGGGUCUUUUCGUAGUCCCGAAGAAGUUUCAACUUGCAAAGAUUGGGGAUCGUUUUUAA
Molecule: messenger RNA, 789 nt
Organism: Penicillium malachiteum
Lineage: Eukaryota; Fungi; Ascomycota; Eurotiomycetes; Eurotiales; Aspergillaceae
Product: PaaI family thioesterase
Exons: 2
Coding region: 1-789 (262 amino acids)
Source: RefSeq, a predicted model, not a curated record